CGGGCGGUGGGUCUGCCUGUGCCCACAGCGCUCCCAUAACGUGUUUGCAUUAUGUGCUUUUCCAUCCUUGCCGUGUACAGAGAGCUGUAAGGAUGGACAGUAGGUGUAUUUAGAUGGAAGCGGCGUUGUGAGAUUAGAGUUGUGCCGGCUGCCCCAAUCAAAGAUGGCGCCGUCAGCAUCGUUGUGGUGACUCGGCUUAGCGUGAAUGCCUGGGGUGGGAGGAGUCGGGAAGUUAGAACAGAGACUUCUGGGUAGUUUGGCUUAGCUGCAGUGCUUGAGGUCGUGGAUAUGGCGGCGCCCAUACCGGCGACAUGCAGCAUGCCUGUCACUUCUGACUGCUGAACUUUACAGAAGGAGAGCAUGGUGUCCAUCAAUGAACCAGUGACUGUCCACCAUGAUGUCCAUCAAUGAACCCGUGACUGUCAAUCAUAGUGUCCAUCAAUGAACCAGUGAUGCCCACCAUGAUGUCCAUCAAUGAACCAGUGACUGUCAAUCAUAGUGUCCAUCAGUGAACCAGUGACUGUCCAUCAUAGUGUCCAUCAAUGAACCAGUGACUGUCCAUCAGUGAAGCAGUGUGUGGAUUACAGAGCUGACUGCUUUUACUGAGCACCCAGAGUGGAUUGGUGAAUGAAUGGUUAUCUGGAAGCAUGUUAAGCCCUCUGUAUCGUGUAAGCCGUAGGCUGACUGUGCUAAGACCACAGUUUAUGGUUUUGCGUAAUCUGACCGCUAAAGUGGGAAAGAACAAAGAAGAAGAUGAACUCCCCAUUUUUCAGUAUGUGGGCAACAGGGCCAAAAGAAAGGAUCGUGUGUUUGUAUGGGGCUUUUCCAGCACCGGCGCUCUGGGAAUCCCAAGUUUUGUGGUCCCUGAUUCUGGACGAAAAAAGCCCAAGAAAUUCCAGCUGACUCCUUAUAGGUUGGAUAUGGAAGAAAAGAUCUCCUCGGCUGCCUGUGGUUAUGGCUUUACACUGGUGUCAUCCACCACAAGGGAUGUUACAAAAGUUUGGGGAAUGGGAUUGAACAAGGAUUCACAGAUCGGGUUUCACAGGAGCAGACGAGAUAGAACCAAGGGUUACGAGUAUGUCCUGGAGCCUUCACCGGUCCCUUUGCCACUGGACAAACCUCAGAAUACACAGGUGCUUCAAGUGUCAUGCGGGAGAGCGCACUCAUUAAUUCUAACGGACAACGAAGGUGUUCUGAGCAUGGGAAACAAUUCGUAUGGACAAUGUGCAAGGAAAAUUGUGGAAGGAGAAAUAUACAGUGAAAGCCAGCUGAUACACCGGGUCAUGCCGUUGGACAGUAAAGUUUCUCAAAUUGCUUGUGGACAAGAUCACAGUCUCUUCAGGACGGAAAAAGGAGAGGUAUAUUCCUGCGGCUGGGGAGCAGAUGGACAAACGGGCCUGGGACAUUACAACAUCUGCAGUGUUCCCACGAAGCUGUGUGGGGAUUUGUCUGGCAUGAACAUUGUUCAGGUGGCUACUUAUGGAGAUUGCUGCCUGGCCGUUUCAAAAGAAGGAGAGCUCUUUGGUUGGGGGAACUCUGAGUACCUCCAGUUUGCAUCAAUCACUGACACUACUCAGGUCAAUGUUCCCCGGCACUUGUCGUUCCAUCAUGUUGGGAAAGUGAAGCAGGUUGCGUGUGGAGGGACCAGUUGUGCUGUUUUAAAUACAGAUGGAAACGUCUUUGUCUGGGGUUACGGCAUCCUUGGGAAAGGGCCAAAUGUAAUGGAAUCAAAGAUACCAGAGAUAAUCCCCCCAACACUCUUUGGCAUGUCCGAAUUUAACCCAAAUGUCCGUGUGACCCAGAUCUACUCAGGACUAAGUCACUUCGCUGCUGUAAACAGUCGAGGAGAGCUAUUUGUGUGGGGGAAAAAUAUAAGAGGUGGCUUAGGUACUGGAAGACUUGAAGACCAGUAUUUUCCCUGGAGGGUGACUGUUCCCGGCGAGGUUGUGGGAGUUGCUUGUGGUGUUGAUCACAUGAUGGCCCUUGUGAAGUCUUUCAUUUGAGAUAAUGAUAAACGUUAAGUUUGCUAAACUUUUUUUCUUGCCUGUCUGAAAAAUCAUGCUAUAGCAUUUGGUUUUGGCCUUAUAAAUAUGCGUUUUUUUGUGCAUGCUUAAAUAUGGGAAGAGUUUGCUAAAAUAAAUGUAUUGUAGCACUUUGCGUUGUAAAAUUGCAUUGCCUGCCUCCGUAGCCACCCCCACCCCCCAUUCUAACAUACAUUAUUCCUUAGCAAUGUCCUUACGCAGUCCGACAGUGCUGGUCAGUGAGCUGAGCUGCAGGUAGACAAGGUGGCAGCAUUACAUGAUGAGGGCACACAGGUAGACGUGCAGUGAGUGUAUCUCUUCUUGUCUGUCCCUAUCUUUUCUUUCCUGUGUCUGUUAUUGCUUUCAUAUCCCAGUGUUGUGUGCACCAGGCUAUGAAAGCAUCAUUUAGUAGACAUGUGCACUGAGGGAUUUAUAAUUAUUAUCAGAAUUUCAGUUACAAUGGACUACUGGAAUGCCGGCUAUAAUCCUAAAUUAUGUUUGCCUCCCUUCUCUUAAUAUCAGCUUGAAGUAAAUUGAAGGGCUGCAUGGAGGCAUGGCUGCCCAGCCAGGUAUGGUGAGUUCCAGGCACUAAGGGGGGCUUGUGGAUGUACUGACCUGUCUGUGUAGGGGAAUCUCUACUAAAUGGUACUGAUGGCUAUGAAAGUACUGUAGACCUACAUAGGCAAAUGUGAUUUUUAAUACUAACCUGCAUUUUAGCUUGCAGUUGGUACAGAGAUUAUUGCAAACUGAAAUGAAAUGCAGAUUAUAAUUUAGAUACAGAUAUGUAACUUCAGCAUGUUUUAGAGAAAAGUGUACUUCAGCCCUUCAUUCUGAUGGUCAUUAACCCAUUUCUUACAGCCAAGAGGAACUCAUCCAAAAAAAAAAA
Pelobates fuscus (common spadefoot toad) is the source of this 2907-nucleotide messenger RNA. It is a transcript of the gene RCC1L, whose product is annotated as RCC1 like. Bases 648 to 2003 code for a protein of 451 amino acids. Gene Ontology annotation, cellular component: mitochondrial inner membrane. Gene Ontology annotation, biological process: positive regulation of mitochondrial translation. The record is from RefSeq and is a predicted model, not a curated record. Gene Ontology annotation, molecular function: rRNA binding; guanyl-nucleotide exchange factor activity. The transcript has a single exon. Lineage: Eukaryota; Metazoa; Chordata; Amphibia; Anura; Pelobatidae.